AUGGUGCAAUGGUGGGUGAAGCGCAUUCAGCAGCAUCAUUUGGAAUCCGACCAAAUGAAAAAAGACAGGCAAGGGCUAAACCUACAGGAGAAUAAGGAAGGCUUGUUCGAGUGCAGAGGACGAAUAGAGGGACAUUACCCGAUCUAUGUACCACCCAAUAACCUGCUGGCAGAGAAGCUAGCCGAGAAGCUGGCCAUGGACGCGCACACAAGUGUCUUGCAUUGGGGAGUAGGAAUAACCAUGGCAACCGUGAGGGAGAAGUUAUGGAUACCAAAGCUUAGAUACCUGGCCAAACGGCUGAUCAAGUGCUGUUAUGGGUGCAAGGUUCCGAGCCACGCCUUUUCCAAAUCGUCCAUAACAUGUGGGUCKCUACUGUUCCAAGUAGUUGGAAUUGAUUACGCUGCACCAAUUGUAUAA
Messenger RNA from Actinia tenebrosa (Australian red waratah sea anemone), 417 nucleotides. RefSeq lists its product as uncharacterized. NCBI's taxonomy places the organism in Eukaryota, Metazoa, Cnidaria, Anthozoa, Actiniaria, Actiniidae. The record is from RefSeq and is a predicted model, not a curated record.